AUGAUGCAGUCCUCUGAAGAUUUCUCGAGAGGCAGCAAGAGAAAAGCCGAAGAUGCAAUUUCCCAAUCUCCGAAGCGGAUCAAAGCUCUCGAUCAAGAUGUGGUCAACAAGAUUGCCGCCGGGGAGAUCAUCGUUGCACCUGUACAUGCCCUCAAAGAACUGAUCGAAAACGCAGUGGAUGCUGGAUCUACGGCUGUGGAGAUAGCUGUAAAAGAUGGUGGCUUGAAGCUAUUACAGAUCACAGAUAACGGCCACGGCAUUCAUCGAGAAGACUUAUCCAUUCUUUGCGAGCGAUUUACCACGUCCAAGUUGAAGACUUUUGAAGACUUGACGACUGUUGGCACGUACGGCUUUCGGGGCGAAGCGCUGGCUAGCAUCAGUCACAUCGCACACCUGACGAUCACGACGAAGACUGCAGACUCCAGUUGUGCAUGGCGAGCCCACUAUGGAGACGGUAAACUGGUACCAGCGAAGCCUGGUCAAAGCUCAGAUCCGAAGCCUACGGCUGGACGUGGUGGCACUCAGAUAACUGUCGAAGACCUGUUCUACAAUGUCCCAUCGAGGCAGCGAGCAUUCCGCUCACCCAGCGAAGAAUAUGCCAAAAUUCUGGAUGUGGUAGGUCGCUACGCAAUCCAUUGCUCUGGCGUGGCAUUGUCGUGCAAGAAGCAUGGCGAUGCCGCCAUGAGCAUUUCCACGCCAUCUAGUGCCAGCACAAUUGAGAGCAUCCGGCAAAUCCACGGGAGCACCAUAGCUAAUGAACUCCUCAAGUUUGACUGUAGUGACGAAAGGUGGGGCUUCGAGGCAAGUGGAUGGUCAAGCAAUGCCAAUUACCAUAUCAAGAAGACUACGCUUAUAUUGUUCAUUAAUCAUCGUUCCGUGGAAUCUUCGACGAUGAAGAAGGCUCUUGAGCAGACUUACUCGGCCUACCUACCGAAGGGCGGUCACCCAUUUAUAUACUUGAGCGUCAACGUCGACCCGCAACGCGUAGAUGUGAAUGUACACCCAACAAAACGCGAAGUGAACUUCCUGAAUGAGGACGAGAUUACGGAGAGCAUUUGUGCCUCGAUCCGCGAAAAAUUGGCUCAAGUAGAUACAAGUAGGACGUUCACAACGCAAUCUCUUUUGCCUCAUGGCAACCGGCCUUCCCUCCCGGCACAUACCAGAACGUCACAUCCGACUGCGAAUGCUACGCAAUCUCGGCAACCACCUGCUACACCUGUAAAACCGCACGAGAAUAAUCUCGUUCGGACAGACCCCAAUACGCGAAAGAUUACUUCUAUGCUUCCUCCUUCAAAUAAGAGCUUAGUUUCUUCAAGUCCGCUUCGGACGACGACCGGACCUGACUAUUUUCACUCGCCUCGAAUGCGCACUGAAUGCCGCCUUUCCUCAAUCAAAACUCUGCGAGCGGCUGUUCGUAACGACAUGCACGCUUCGCUGACCGAGACUUUUGCGUGUCUUACAUACGUUGGCUUGGUAGAUCCAUACCGCCGACUUGCCGCCAUCCAAAGCGGCGUCAAGCUCUUUCUGGUAGACUAUGGGCUCGUGAGCACAGAAUACUUCUAUCAACUUGGCUUGGCUGAUUUUGGGAAUUUUGGGACCAUCGUUUUUGAGAAGCCUCUAGACAUCCGGGCUCUGAUACGUGCCGGGGUUGAACAUGAGCAGGGAAAUUCAAAGGGUAAUGUAGAAGUGGAAUGGGACAGGGUGCCCGAUACUGUGACUCGCCAACUAUUGUCACGCAAGAAAAUGUUAGCGGAAUAUUUCAAUCUUGAAAUAAGUCUGGAAGGCGAGCUCUUGAGUCUGCCUCUACUGCUGAAGGCUUACACGCCUUCUUUGGCAAGGCUCCCACGAUUCUUGAUGCGUUUGGGGCCAUGCGUUGAAUGGGAUGAUGAAACAGGUUGUUUUCAGACAUUUUUAAGGGAAUUGGCGAGGUUUUACGCUAUGGAGCAAUUACCGCCAUACUCGACGAUGAAAGUCGGGAAAGAAAGUGAAAGCCUAGACACAGUAAUGGCGGAUCACGACGGUGGUCAAGCUGUUGGAAAUGAAGAGGAGAUGGUGCAGGAGCAAGCGAUGGCAGUCAAACGGACAGAGAUGGAGCGGACUCUGGAGCACGUUUUUUUCCCGGCCUUGAGGGCACGAUUGGUCGCGACUCGAGGCCUCCUAAAAGGCGUUGUUGAGGUGGCAGAUCUUAAGGGGUUAUAUCGGGUAUUUGAACGUUGCUGA
This is a messenger RNA of Bacidia gigantensis, 2220 nucleotides long. RefSeq lists its product as uncharacterized. The coding region runs from base 1 to 2220 and encodes 739 amino acids. The transcript has 4 exons. Gene Ontology annotation, cellular component: MutLalpha complex. Gene Ontology annotation, biological process: mismatch repair. The record is from RefSeq and is a predicted model, not a curated record. Gene Ontology annotation, molecular function: ATP-dependent DNA damage sensor activity; ATP binding; ATP hydrolysis activity. NCBI's taxonomy places the organism in Eukaryota, Fungi, Ascomycota, Lecanoromycetes, Lecanorales, Ramalinaceae.